AGCCCCUUAGCCACAUGCAGCAGCUUUACCAACCAACUGUACAGAUACAUCCAACACUGUUUUUUUAUUCUAAUAUUCAUGGACUUUGGGAUGCAUUUAACCAUUCCGCCAGCAUCCCUGUAGGAGUCCACCUGGCCUUUUUCCGUGGACUGACACUUAAUAUUGGACUUCUAACAGCAUGGACAUGUUUGGCCCAGGGCAACUGGUAUCUACUCUCCUGCCUGCAGUUUUCCAUUCACCUGCAGCUCACUUUUUCCCUGCAUUCCCAACGAGACUGGGUUCUCAACCUCAGAUUCUGAUCCCAGGGCCAUUUAUCAGCUAUGAAUCCUUGAGGAAUUAUCUGCAGCCAGAGCCUUGCAAGGAAGCUUUUCUCCUGGCAACACAGGCAGUUGGGAUGGAGCCACUCACAGAGGGCAUAGAUGAACAGAGGCCAGUGAAGCAGCGUCGUGCACGGGCCAACUACAGCAGCUGGCAGCUGGAGGAGCUGGAGAAGGCCUUCGAGACCACCCACUACCCAGACAUCUUCAUGAGGGAAGCCCUGGCCCUCAGACUGGACCUCAUCGAGGCCAGAGUACAGGUUUGGUUUCAAAACCGCCGUGCCAAGAUGAGGCGGCAGCUGAAGCUCCAGGGCCAGCUAGCAGGGCCUUGUGUAAAAAGAGACAAUGAUGAGACGCCUGAGAAAGCAAGCGGGAGUUUAAAACAGCAGACAGAAGGUUCUGACAGCGAUCACUGGGAGAGACGGCAGGAAGGAGAAAACUAUCCUUGGACUAGAGCGGCGGGUGCUGUGCUGAGCGUUCACAUGCAGCCUUUGAGCCAGAGGUCGGGGAAGUGGGAGAGGCCGGAGGGGCCAAGCUCAGAGGAGCUCCGCUCCAGCAGCAUCGCCAAGCUGAGGGCUAAAGCCAGAGAGCACGAGGCCGAGAUCCAAAGCACUGUAAACAUGUCAGGAGGCAACACACAGUCACAAACACAGGAAGAUGAUGCCAUGCACAAUGAUGGAUAGUUUUCCUACUUCCUGUUUGUACAGAUAAUAAUAAUAAAAAGCUAUUAAUACCAUAACCAUUAAUAUGCAGGAACAUAACCCUAUCUAGGAUGAGGAACUUCA
Etheostoma cragini (Arkansas darter) is the source of this 1102-nucleotide messenger RNA. RefSeq names its product visual system homeobox 2. Gene Ontology annotation, molecular function: RNA polymerase II transcription regulatory region sequence-specific DNA binding; DNA-binding transcription factor activity, RNA polymerase II-specific. The transcript is spliced from 3 exons. Gene Ontology annotation, biological process: regulation of transcription by RNA polymerase II. Bases 179 to 1000 code for a protein of 273 amino acids. The record is from RefSeq and is a predicted model, not a curated record. NCBI's taxonomy places the organism in Eukaryota, Metazoa, Chordata, Actinopteri, Perciformes, Percidae.